CGCAAUGGUGGCCUGUUCGGUAACCACAUCAACCACGUGAACGGGGACCACCACCGGCGCUCAUCGGGGCCCCAGACCAACGCCACCCAGCGGCCCCUGCAGGUGCAGCCGCCUCCACACUAUGCCCACAUGGAGCAGCCGGUGGGGCGUCUCUGCCGGGCCAACGCCAUGUCCCACCCGCACCCCAAUCACCACCACCACCACAACUCCUCAUACGGCAAGUCGCCCAAGUCCACCAACAUCAACCUGAACAACGCCAACAUGUCCAGUCUGCCCAACGGAGGAGGACACCACCACCGCUACUAUGAGCACACUCCGCCCCCAGCCAACGGUUACCCAGGACACCGCAGUGGCCCCUACCACACAGACUACGACAAGCCGCCACCUCGCGGCACGCCACAGGGACAAAGGUGACCACACACUGACAUCUCUUUCUCUGGCCGCAAAAUGAAAUGGGUGACGCGUCAUGUGUUGUUGGGUUUGAUUAGUUAUUGUAAAAGAGAAUGGUGAAACGUCUGUGGCUUGAAGCUUCAUGUAAACUUCAAAUGCCACAAUAUUUAGAAACUAUAAUGUCUGACCUGUAAACUCUUCCGUCCCUUGUCAAUUCACCUGAGUGACUCUCGUAGUCCCUCGUAGUCAUACAGCUGUCUCAAUGUGUAUGAUGAUGUCACCACUAAAGGUUUUUGUACAAUAGAACAAACCUGGUAUAUAAGUUAGCAUGGAGAGUUAGCAUGCAGCUACCAUUAGCCAUAAGGCCAUUCUGUGUACCUAUCAUUAAAGAUUUGCCAAAGGCAGGACCUAGCCUCUCCUUAUCAGACCUUCCUCUUGUCACUGACCUAUAGCACAUACCCUCUCAGACCCUACCUUAACCUGACCAAUCACAUGCUGAUCAGCAUCCUCAUUCCAUAUAACUGACCAACAGCACACUUCAUAUUUAUUCAGGUUACCCAUCCCACAAGCAGUCAAUACAUCUCUCUGGAGCACCCCAGGGUUGGGUUGAAAGUCCAUUUCAAUUCUUAUGAGUUCAGGAAAUGAUUGGAAAUGAUUUCCUGUACUGCCUGUAAUUGAAAUGGAACUGCCCCCCAACAUUGGUACACACGUCACCCUGCUGUCGUCUUUCUUCACUUAUACAUAUAUAGGAAUGCAUGUAUAUGCUUCAUAUACUGUAUUAUAUAUAUAUAUGUCACUCAUGCGGUCCCUUUUCCCUCUGUUCUCUCCUCCCUUUCUCCUACCUAACCAAAAUGCUUUCUCUCAACCAUCUCUCCGCUUUCUUGGACAGAAGGCGCUACUAUGAGACCUAUGUU
Coregonus sp. 'balchen' is the source of this 1304-nucleotide messenger RNA. The record is from the annotation of a GenBank genome assembly. NCBI's taxonomy places the organism in Eukaryota, Metazoa, Chordata, Actinopteri, Salmoniformes, Salmonidae.